AUGGCCAAGCCCAAGUUCGCCAUCCUAGAUGACUACCAGGGCAUUGCGCCCGCCCACUUCGCCCACCUCGAGUCCCGGAUCGAGAUCACCAGCUUCCCGGAAACCCUGGACCCCCGCGAUCCCGCCCAGCAAGAGGCGCUCAUCCACCGAUUACAGCCCUACGAUGUCGUCCUCGCCAUGCGGGAGCGCACCCCCUUCGCUGCAAGCACCAUCUCCGCUCUCCCGAACCUAAAGCUGCUCUUGACGACGGGCAUGCGGAACGCCGCGCUCGAUCUGCAGGCCUUCACCAAUGCGGGGGUCUCCGUCGCGGGGACGGAGGGCCGCCCGCCCGGCGUCAACAGCACGGUGCAGCAUACCUGGGCGCUGAUCCUGGGGUCGGCGCGGCACAUCGCGCGCGACGACGCGGCGGUGAAACGCGGCGAGUGGCAGGGGUCACUGGGCAUCAACCUGUCGCGGCGGCGGCUGGGCUUGCUGGGGUUGGGGAAUCUGGGGGCGCAGGUGGGCAAGAUUGCGAUUCAGGCGUUUGGCAUGACGGUCAGCGCGUGGUCUACGAAUCUUACGCAGGAGAAGGCGGAUGAACAGGCGCGGGCGCAGGGGCUCGCGGCGGGCAGUUUCGUGGUGGCGGGGUCGAAGCGGGAGCUCUUUGCGGAGGCGGAUGUCGUCAGCAUCCAUUACGUGCUCUCCGAACGGAGUCGGGGGAUUGUGGGUGCAGAGGAGCUAGGGGCGAUGAAGACUAGUGCGAUCAUUGUCAAUACGUCCCGUGGGCCGUUGAUUGACGAGGAGGCCUUGUUGGAGGUGUUGAAUGCGGGGCGGAUUCGGGGUGCUGCGCUCGAUGUUUUUGAUCCGGAGCCUUUGCCGAAAGACAGCCCAUGGCGGACGACGGCUUGGGGUCAGGAUGGGCGCAGUGAGGUUCUGCUCUCGCCGCAUAUGGGGUAUGGAGAGGAAGACCUAUUGCGUGGGUGGUAUAGAGAGACCGCGGACAAUCUGGAGCGGUGGCUGAACGGCGAGGAGCUGCUGCGCAAGAUGAACUAG
Messenger RNA from Penicillium chermesinum, 1032 nucleotides. Its product is annotated as D-2-hydroxyacid dehydrogenase family protein. The transcript has a single exon. Lineage: Eukaryota; Fungi; Ascomycota; Eurotiomycetes; Eurotiales; Aspergillaceae. The record is from RefSeq and is a predicted model, not a curated record. Gene Ontology annotation, molecular function: NAD binding; oxidoreductase activity, acting on the CH-OH group of donors, NAD or NADP as acceptor. Bases 1 to 1032 code for a protein of 343 amino acids.